CUCAAGCCCUUUUUAAGCCCUAACUCUCCUGCACCUUCAUCAUUUACCAGAUAGACUCUUUCACAGAGAUGAAGACUUAAGUAGCAGAACAGAAUUGAAAGAGAAAAAUGGGAAAAAUCCCACCUGUCUUACGCCCUUUGGUUUCAGCCAACACGCUUAUAACAACUCCAUUACAAAUUGAAAAAUCCCAACGCCAUAACUUUCUCAACAAAAGACCCUCCAGAAAACAGCAGCAAAAAGGACUCAUGAUUCACUAAAAGCCAAAAGAAUUCCAUCUCUGUUCAAGUCCUCUGAACUCUCAGAAGCCAAGAAACUAUUGGACUCCUUCAUUUCAACCAUACAAACCCCACCUGACUGCCCCUUCCACAACUCUCUCCUUCAAUCCUACGCUUUGAUGUCCACCGUUGAUAAUUCGAUCUCUUCUCCGCCGCAUGAUCCAAACCAACACCGCUUUCUCCACCGACCGUUUAACUUACCUUAUUUUUUCUUUCGCAGGCGUGCAAAGCACCUGAUUCUGACCUCUCUCGGGUUCAAAAAAAAAAAAAAAAGGCUCAAUUUGAUGUUCUAUACUUCAUUGAUGAAUGGUUUGCGUAGGAAACGAGACUCAUUGGGUGCACUGACAUUGUUAGAGGAGAUGGAGACUAGGGAUUGUAGUCCUAAUUGUUGCAUGUAUAACGCGUUGCUGCAUGUUUUGUGUAAGUCGAAAUUGUUGGAGAAAGGAAUUGAAUUUUAUGAGAUGAUGAAAGAGGGUGGUAUGAAGCCUGAGAUGGCUAGUUAUGCCACAUUUGUGAGGGCACUUUGUCGAGUUGGCCAGGUUUCUGAGGCUUACGAAGUUUUUGAUUAUGCGGUUGAAAGUAAGAGUUUGACAGAUGUUGGUGCUUACACUACAUUGGAAAUGUAAAGCACACUUAAGUGGCUGAAGCUAUAGAAAAAGUCCAUGCGGUCUAUUUGGUUGGUUUUGAUUACUAUUGUACUCUCUUUAUGUAAUUGUUCUUAUAGGUUGUCCUCUGUGCCGUUUACACUGGCAAUCAAAUCAUCUCCCAGCUUAUGCUAUAGUAUAGCACUCUCAAUUUUUUGUGUUGAAUUUGCUUGUAACAGUAAAUAUGCCUUCCCUCCAUUUGUUAUUCUCAAAUGCAUUGCUUAAUAGUAUAAUUUGCUGAUGCCAUCAGAACAGGUUUUUUAAGGUGCAUUUAAGGAUAUGGUCCUGUUCUUUUGUGGCAUAAGAUGCUGCUCUCAAGAGUUAAACUUGCAUUCUAGCACUCUUCAGGCUCA
Mangifera indica (mango) is the source of this 1272-nucleotide messenger RNA. Its product is annotated as pentatricopeptide repeat-containing protein At2g17670-like. The transcript has a single exon. Bases 395 to 901 code for a protein of 168 amino acids. Lineage: Eukaryota; Viridiplantae; Streptophyta; Magnoliopsida; Sapindales; Anacardiaceae. The record is from RefSeq and is a predicted model, not a curated record. Gene Ontology annotation, molecular function: protein binding.